UGCAGGACGGUAGGCGGUGUGCCAGUCUACUAAUCGUCCGCGACGACGUCACGGCACUGUUCGCGUUUGCUUUUUUAGAGCAAUUAUUUCAAUGCGCCGCGGCGUGCAAUGAUUUUGCACUCGUGGGCGCUCGGCGAUCGAUGCCACGCGUGUCCGUCCGGCAUCGGCCCGAAAUGCGAGUGGGCGUAAAGUCGCCGCCGGGCCUGACGGAAUUGCUGUGCGCCGUAGAUAACCUAGAAGGAUGAUAGUGAUGCCGUCGCGUCGGCGAUACGUGACCGUGUCGUAAGACGGGUGUAUCGCGUAGGAUAUCAUUAUGGAUUGCUCGUGCCAUUUAAUCUGAUCUGAUCGUGACGUGGAAUUACGGUGAGAUCGCCGAUCGCGUGGGAUUUGGUUCGCGCGGCUUAUAGGUUAUCCCAAGUCGACUGGAGGAUCGACCGAAUUUGUCGCCGCGGGUUCGCAGUACCUAUUUGCAUGAUUUGUCGUCGCGUUGUGCGCACCAUCGAUAGAAUUUUGUCGACGGAUUUAUAUGUCGUCCCGCCGGUCCAUCAUGCAUCUUGUGAGGAACGAGCAGCUCUUUCUGUUAAUAGCUACCGUCUGUCUUAGUUUCGAACAGCAAUAUGAAAGAACUGGCGUGAUUAUAUCCUGGAGAAAUUUCUGAGAUAAUGUAAUAACUGUUACAAUGUGUUUGUGACUGAAUAUAGACCUUUUACAUUGGAGUAAAUAAUGCUUAGAACUAUCAUAUAUCUUUGUAUAACCUGACUGUAUCGAAAAUGCAAGCCAAGAAACGCUAUCUAUUAUUAUUUGUAACAUGUGCGUUUCUUGGUUAUUGCUAUUUCGGUGGGUAUCGUUUAAAAAGCGAAAAAUGGACAGGCAGAUCUCAGUUGCCUUAUGAGCGAUUGCCUUCAUAUUUAAGUCUAAAUGAAGAGUUCUAUGACAAAGAUUUAAAGACAUCCAGCGGGGCUUUGGUCAUGUCUCAGCGUACACGGUAUUGCCGUAUGGAAACUUGCUUCGACUUUACAAGAUGCAAGCAAGGUUUCACCGUGUAUGUUUAUCCGAUCGAGGAUGUGAUAAGUCCACUAUACCAAAAAAUAUUAAAUGUUAUCACGGAAUCAAGAUAUUACACGUCGGACCCAGCACGGGCAUGUAUAUUUGUCUUAGCUCUGGAUACGUUAGAUAGAGAUCCCUUAUCGACUGAAUUUGUACACAAUCUUCCCUUGAAAUUAUUACACCUGCCAUAUUGGAAUAACGGAAGGAAUCAUCUGAUAUUUAACUUAUAUUCUGGUACGUGGCCCGAUUAUGCUGAAGAAUCACUGGCUUUCGACGUGGGUUAUGCCAUGCUUGCUAAGGCCAGCAUGUCCAUUUUUAAACACCGACCUGACUUUGAUGUGUCAAUACCUCUGUUUGGCAAACAACAUCCGGAACGUGGUGGAGAACCCGGCCAAGCGUUAGAAAAUAAUUUUCCUAAUAAUAAAAAGUAUGUGGCAGCUUUUAAGGGAAAACGAUAUGUACAUGGCAUUGGAUCCGAGACAAGAAACGCUCUCUAUCAUCUGCACAAUGGUAAAGAUUUGGUGUUUGUUACAACUUGCCGUCACGGGAAGACCUGGAGAGAAUUCCAAGACGAACAUUGUCAGCAGGAUAAUCAAGAAUAUGAUACAUAUGACUAUGAAAUUUUAUUAAUGAACGCUACGUUUUGUCUGGUUCCACGAGGACGACGAUUAGGUAGCUUUCGGUUUCUAGAAGCCUUGAGAUCGGGAUGUAUUCCAGUCAUUUUAAGCAAUGGUUGGGCUCUUCCCUUUCAUGAACGUAUUGAUUGGAAUCAGGCUGUAAUAUUUUCCGACGAGAGAUUGUUACUCCAAAUUCCAGAUAUAUUACGAUCCGUGUCCAAUGUACAAAUUCUUAAACUACGGCAACAAACACAAUUUUUAUGGGAGAGAUAUUUUUCCUCUAUUGAAAAAAUUGUAUUUACCGUGUUCGAGAAUAUUCGCGAGCGUUUGCCAUGGGAAGGUGCGCGGGAGAGAAUCGUCUGGAAUACUAGUCCUGGAGCAUUGGCGAUUUUGCCACAAUUCACUGAUAGCCAGCAAGAACUUCCCUUUUCGAACAGUAAUCCUGGUAACACUUUCACUGCCAUAAUCUAUUCGCAAUUGGGAUCCACCGCCGUACUUUAUCGUUUACUUAGAAGUCUCGCGAAAAGCAAGUACCUAGAUAAGAUAAUACUUAUGUGGAACUCGGACAUUCCGGUGCCAAGAAAACCACGUUGGCAAGGUAUCAGAGCGUCAAUCCAUGUUGUCGCGGUUGACGGCAUAUCUCAACGUUUUUAUCCUCAUCCGUUAAUCAAAACUAGUGCCAUAUUGUCGCUCGAUGAGGACGCUACUCUAAAUACCGAUGAGAUUGACUUCGCUUUUACGGUUUGGCGGUCAUUUCCCGAUCGAAUAGUAGGGUAUCCAGCGAGGUCUCACUAUUGGGAUGACUCAAAGCGUUCCUGGGGUUAUACCAGUAAGUGGACAAACGAUUACAGUAUCAUUCUCACCGGUGCCGCUUUUUACCACCGCUAUUAUAAUACUCUGUAUACCGAGUUGUUGAGCUCGACUCUCCAUAAGACCGUGGAGCAGUCGCAGAAUUGCGAGGAUAUACUCAUGAAUUUCCUGGUGAGUCACGUAACUCGAAGGCCGCCUAUCAAAGUGACGCAGCGCAAAUUGUAUAAAGAUACCAUGGUAGCUGGAAUUAGAUCGCCGUGGAACGACCCGGAUCAUUUCAUACAGCGACAAACAUGUAUGAACACAUUUGUCGCUGUCUUCGGGUAUAUGCCAUUAUUGCGAUCUAACAUGCGAUUGGACCCCGUUCUGUUCAAAGAUUCCGUGAGCAAUUUGCGCAAGAAAUAUAGGCAAAUUGAACUAGUUAGUAAUUAGAAUUGUACACACUGCUCGAUUACGCAUGACUAUUUAAUUUUUCAAGCGCGCCAAAUAACGCAAAAUCUUUGUGUACGAUAUUAGGUCUAUUUUUUUAGCGCACUUACGAUAAAAGUUGAGUAAAAAAAGUUAUGUAUUUUAGAGAAUGAAAAAGGAAAGAGCGGAAUAAUGUGAACAAGUGCAAUAAAUAUAGCUAAAAAAACAGAUCUACCGUCUUUGCCGUGCGAAUGUGCAUAUACAGUUGUACGGGACACGUUUGUCCGUUUGCGUGCUAUGCCAUAUUAGGCUAUCGGUAUUGUCGGGCAGAAAAUCAAAGUCCGUUAUCCAGCAAGGACGUAUGGUGAUAUCCCUGCAAUUUAUUUGCUAGUAAUUUUGUACAAAUUGUAGAAUCGUAACGACGUCGUUUCAAUUUGACGAUGUUUCGCGCAGCUAUUAUUAACUGCGGGCAUUUAAUUGAUGUACAUACAAAUUAUAAUUUCAUAAUUAUAAAAGAAAAAGUUGUUUAAGAAAUACUUGAAUUUUUCACUACAGUGAAAUCGUUUGAACGGUUUGAUGUAAAAAGAGAUAGAAAAAUCAAAUUUUUCUUACGCGCGUGUUUUCAUACGUAAUUUAUCUUGCAGCUGAAAAGGAAAAAAAGAAGCAAAAAAGGUAUCAUAUUUGUAUGUAUAACAAUAUUUUUAAUCAUAAAGAUUUGCGAAUGUUUUUCUAUUUGAAUAAAUGUAUUUCAUGUAAUUUUUCUUAGAUUCGGGAUACGUAAGAAAUCCGUAAAAUUUUAAGGCGGACUUCGUCAAGUGCUUUGAUAGUAAUGACGUGAAAGUCGAUGUUUAUAUUGAGACGAGGUGCAAGCCAGAUCUGUUUAUAUUUAAAAUGAUUGUAAAGAUGUUAGAGUUUAAUGCGAUUAUCGAUAUCGAUUUUUCUUGCUAUCAAAUAAUUUUAAUUUAAUACGAUAUAAUUUUAAGCGUCGCCUUACUAACCUCUUUCCCCUUUUUACUCCUUUUAUCUCUUUUUAAAAUAUAUAUAUCACAUAUUUAAAGUUGAUAAAAUUUUAUAUACAAAGAGAUUCUGUCAAUUUAUCUUAUAAUUAUGCACAAUUAUUUAUGUGCAUACUAUUGCGUACGCUGCAUUGUUUUAAUGGGUAAUCACGUUCUACCGAUCGCAUUGGUUCACGAGUGUAUUUAAUGAAUCUGAUCAGCAUAUCUAUUCAGUUCAGCAUAUCUAUUCGAAUACUGCCGAGUUCUCAGGAACAUGCUUGAAAAAAAAAAGAAUAAAAAAAGAAAUUUUCUUUAUCAAGGCGUCGCAACAAUAUCUAGUCGUUUACACCGAUAUACAUUGUUACACGAUGAGAAAGAUAAUUUGUAAUCCCCUCGGUUAGAAGGAUUGUACAAUAAUGUGGCAUCUGCAUGUGUCUUGAAGACGGAAAGUUAUUUAUAUAUGUGAUACGUUUUUUUUUUCUAUUGUACGUUCCGUAAUCAUUCUAGAGAAAUAUUGAAGAAGCUCCAUAAUUUUUAUGCACACUAUAUUUCUGCAACUUGAGGAGGUAUGCGUAUGCGUUAGAAUCAAAAGCGAGUUAAUUGAAAUUCUUAUUGUUACCCAGAAUUUCGUGUCAUUAAUUCCAAUGAUUGAUGUACUUUACGAUUGUCCUUGAGUUGCAUCAAUUGAUAAAUGUAAAUUAGUAUCUGGGUGUAUAUAGAAACUGGUAGGAUAAUCUCUAUCCUUUAAUUGCUCGGCGAACAAUCCUAAUCAAAUAUGUUCCAAUCGUUACCGGUCACUGAAGGCAAGCGUAAUUCUUCGUACAAAGAAAAAAAGUCCUAUGCAGUGGCCAUAGAUAUUUUGAUUCUAUCCGAUGUGAAGUGAUGGUUCCGAUCUGUUAAACAUUUUCCAUAUAAUCGUAUUGCGGAAAAAAAUAAUGUAAGGUAAUAAGAUAUAGUAUUAGUCAUUUUAUAUGGGGGAAAAAAAAUAAACUGUUUUGUA
This is a messenger RNA of Trachymyrmex septentrionalis, 4877 nucleotides long. RefSeq names its product exostosin-1 (gene ttv). NCBI's taxonomy places the organism in Eukaryota, Metazoa, Arthropoda, Insecta, Hymenoptera, Formicidae. The transcript is spliced from 8 exons. The coding region runs from base 771 to 2906 and encodes 711 amino acids. Gene Ontology annotation, molecular function: glycosyltransferase activity. The record is from RefSeq and is a predicted model, not a curated record. Gene Ontology annotation, cellular component: membrane.